Molecule: messenger RNA, 2151 nt
Organism: Rhagoletis zephyria (snowberry fruit fly)
Lineage: Eukaryota; Metazoa; Arthropoda; Insecta; Diptera; Tephritidae
Cellular component (GO): nucleus
Molecular function (GO): zinc ion binding
Source: RefSeq, a predicted model, not a curated record
UAAUUUUGUACAAAGUGUGAUCCAAACCCUGAGAUUAGCAUAUGUUUUUGAAAUCUACCACAUUUUUUUCUAGAUGCUGUCACACAGAAUUAGGAGUCCGAUCACUGUCCUUAAACCAAACAGAGUUUAAUGCAUGCACAAUUGUUCACGUGUGUUUUAGGCCAUUAACCAUAUAAACAAAACCGUCAUUGUGAAUACCUACACUACAGGAUUUUUCGGCAAAAUAUUCGCUGCAGGACUUUGUGAAAUACUUUAACUAUACUGUGCUUUAUCUAAAAAGAAAUUAUUCAUAAUUAAAUACACUGAUAAAAUGGCUUGCCGAUUGUGCUUAAAUAAACCGGUAGAGUUUUUGGAAAUCUUCAAAGACAAUGGUGAAUUAGUUGAAGGGGGUGCCAAAGAAAUUAUAGAGAAAUACUUCCAAAUUCAGAUUACAUUCAACGAUGAAAUCUCAAAUAAAAUUUGCUUGGUUUGCUGGCGUUAUCUAAACGAAUUCCACAAAUUUUGGUUGAACAUUAAAGAGAAGCAACAAACACUGCAAAUCGCUUUUGAUUGUAUGAGGAUGAAACGAGAAGCAUCGGAAGACAAUGCCUAUAGACAAAUAAAUGCAACACUUGAUGGAAAAAAUAAUAUAUUAUGUGAACCUGAGUUAAACAUAGAGGAUAUUAAAGGAGAAGAGAAUGUAGCUGUGGAUUUUGAUGAUGAUAGUAUGAAUGAAGAUCCGUCAUUGCUACUUCCAAAAGAUUCCGAUGAGACAGCAAACUUGUUACAAUUAGUUUUGGUGAAUCAAAAAGUGAUGUUGGAAAACCAAAAUAUCAUAUUGGACCGUAUGGACAGUUUCGAUAAAGGAUCACCUAACAUUUUGGGAACCGUCUCUAAUAAAAAAGUCAUGGCGGACGCAUUCUGUACAGAAUUAGAGUCCACUCUACCGCUGCGCACGCUGAAUGCAGCUAAAGAACUGGAACAUAAACUUGUAGACCAAGAAUAUCUCGAAGUAAUGAAAGCAUUUCUAUUACAUCUGAAGCCUGCAAAUGCAAGUGUUGAUCAUGUGUUCCGUGCGAUUUUUACUGAUGAUUUUAUAUUACGUUUCAAUUGGAAUGACUGUGGAAAGAGGAGAUCUUUGAACCAAUUUUCCAUCAUUAUGGGCGUAUUUUAUGCGCUUGAAAAAAUAAAUGAAAAGGAUAUUUGUAGAGGAGCCACAUUAGAGGAAAUAAAAAAAAUCUUACGGGAGGAAACUCGAACGAUCAUUGCAAAUAUGCGUAAAGAAAAUAAGGCGCUUGCGGACUGCUUUCGGAUGCAUAACGAUAGUCUAUGUGUGCAAAUGCAAGCAUUACAAAAAGAAACUGUUGAACAACCAGGUAAUUUUAAAGGUGAUCCGCCUGAUGGCCUUGAUCCUGAGGAAACCGAAAUACUCGACUUCCCCACCAGAAACAUAGAGGUGCUAAAGUCCAUGGAUGCUGAUAUAAAUGAGGACAGAAGAGGCAUCUUUGUAUCACACAAAUACACUAUUGAACAACCAGAUAAUUUUAAAAGUGACCCCCCUGAUCCCCUUGAAGUGCUCGACCUGUUCCCUAACAGAAACAUCCAGGUGUCAAAGUCUAUGGAUGCUGAUAUAAAUGAGGAGAACAGAGGUAUCUAUGUAUCACAAAAAUGCACUGUUGAACAACCAUAUAAUUUUAAAAGUGAUCAACCUCAUCCCCUUGAUCGUGAUGAAACCGAAGUACUCGACCUGUUCCCCAUCAGAAACAUAGAUGGGCUAAAGUCUAUGGAUGCUAAUAUAUAUGAGGACAACAGAGGCAUCUAUAUUAACGCACUGAAAUAUUUGAUUCAAUCGGGUGGUAUAAUAAAACAAUUGAGAGUUAUCUUAUCUGACGAAGUCAUCAUAGCAACUAACGUUGACGGUAAAAUUGGAAAAAUUGGGUUGAAAACAUUUUACAUGUUCUAUAGUGCGCUUAUAGAUGCAAUAGCAGCGACUGAGGUUAAUGACCCGCCUGAAACACAGCUGCGCAAGGCAGUAUUUUUGCAUAAAAAACGGGUUUUUAACCGAGCCAAAAGGCAUAGAAGAAAAUUACUUAAGUGUUGAAAAUACGAAUUGCUUUAUUUACUAUCAGUCAAGUAUUUAAAUUAUUUUAUAUCAAUUACCUGACUUAGUUA